Trichoderma virens Gv29-8 is the source of this 1761-nucleotide messenger RNA. RefSeq lists its product as uncharacterized. The transcript has 2 exons. Lineage: Eukaryota; Fungi; Ascomycota; Sordariomycetes; Hypocreales; Hypocreaceae. Bases 1 to 1761 code for a protein of 586 amino acids. The record is from RefSeq and is a predicted model, not a curated record.
AUGGCCUACAAUAUGGAACCCUCUCCAAAGUCCAUCCAGGGCACCAUGAAUUUCCUUUCCCGUAGCACACUAGAGCUGCCGUUUCAGUCGCCCACGCAAAGUGCGAUGCCGUUUUCUCCCGACUUCGCCGCAAAUAGCAGCGCGCUGCCAUACAGUGUCAACAUGAAUCAAGACAAAUCUCAUACUGACCAUGUCUUUUUCCAGCAACAGAGCCACCAGACUCUUCUCCAGCAGGGACGGGCCUUGUCGCAGGCUGCCCACUAUUCGCUGGCCCCUCCUCCCAUGCAUCGCGACAUGUCGAUUUGCUCAGAGCCCAUCAUGCGGUACAGGCAAACGACGCCCUCUGCGCCAACCGGCCGGCGCAUCAGCCAUGAGAUGCCCUUCGCACCUCUUGCGCAGGUCCAAGAGAAUGCUUCCUCUGAUGAGAAUGCUUCCCCUGAUGUUGGCGUGACCCCUCAGGCGUACUUUGCCAAUAUGGCCCAAAGCUACCUGUCGUCGACCGGCACCAAUCUGCCCCUUCACGACAUGUUUGCAGGCAGGCAAUCCGCUACUCCUUCCAUGGUCACGGCAUCUACAGGCACGGAGCUGGCUCCUCCCAUGACGAGGGAGAACAGUUUUGUUCUUGCUAGCCCCGGCGUCAACAUCACGAGGAUGCCCUCGUCCGCAUCCUACGCCGACCUGUUCCCCGGCCAUGGUGCAUCGGAUUUUCAGCAGCCGAGCUGCUCCAAUCCGUCCAAGAUGCCCGAGGAACUCCUGGCGGUGGGCGGUGGCUUCUCUAAUUUCCCUACAAUGCAAUACCCAACUCCGGAAUAUCAAAUGUUGGCGUCCCCUACAUUUGCUCCCACGCCCAUGGAACGGGUGGACUCGACUUGCAGCACCAAGUCGACCGCCUCUUCUGUGGAACGCCGGGCCAGGGAGGCUCGAGAGCGGGUUCUGCUGCAGGCACAAUCAACUUCGAUUGCUCCCAUACCUCAGCCGCUGCCCCGGGAGCCGGCUCAGCCCGCUCUUGGGAAACGCUCCACGCAGCAAGUCGCCAAGGUCAAGCAAAAGCCCAAGCACCCAAAGCUUCGAUGCAGUUAUUGCAAUGAAAUCCCUGAUGGGUUCCGAGGCGACCAUGAACUGAGGCGCCACAUCAGCGCGAAGCAUGUCCGGAUUGUCAAGAAAUAUGUCUGUCGUGAUCCGAGAGAGGCCGGUAUGCGGAGCGGGCUUAAGCCCCUCAAUCCCCUCUCUCGAUGCAAGGCCUGUGCUUCUGGGAAGCAGUACAACGCCUAUUACAAUGCGGCAGCCCAUCUUCGGCGCACUCACUUCAGAGUGAAGCCGAUCAGAGGCAAGGGCGCCACGGCCAUUAGCGAGAGAAGAGGCGGCAAGGGAGGCGGCGAUUGGCCUCCUAUGCCUGAUCUCAAGGCAUGGUUUGUGGAGAUUGAGGUCGAGAGCGAGAGACCUACCUCGGUGGUCACAGGCGAUGACCCCCCUGAGGAAGGCUCUCUUUCUCCAGCAUCUACGUCCGCUACGCACAUGGGCACCAACGCCGAUUCGUUCGGUGAGGAUGAUUUCACUUCCGACAUCAUGCCAGUGAGCUACAUGGAACAGUCGACUCAGGAGGACUCGCAGUUCGCCCUGCUGUCUGCUCUCGACGAAGGUGACGCUGACAUGCUUGAUUCAUCGCAAGAUUCUGCGACAUCUGAUUUUCAAAGCAUGAACAACAUGACCUUUGAUAUCCCUUGGUUUGAUGAUACCGAUUUGGGGUUUCCAUCGCUCUGA